Molecule: messenger RNA, 972 nt
Organism: Tyto alba (common barn owl)
Lineage: Eukaryota; Metazoa; Chordata; Aves; Strigiformes; Tytonidae
Gene: TMIE
Product: transmembrane inner ear
Exons: 4
Coding region: 134-838 (234 amino acids)
Source: RefSeq, a predicted model, not a curated record
UAAAGAAGGGCCGGGACAGCACGCGACUGCUUCUGGUAAAUGCUGAACGCUGCCGAGAGCUGGCUGGGUUAUUCAUAAACCUCCCCUGCUUUGGGCCACAGCGCAGAAGUCGGAGAUACACUGGGAAGAGAAGAUGGCGUGGGAUCCACCCUUGCAGCAUCCUCCCUCCUGGGUGAGGUCUUCCUCCCUCUUCUUGUCCUGCUCGAGAGCUGCCAUGGCACAGUUAAUCGAGGCCACCACAGAACCCCCAAAAAAGAAACCGGACCCUGUCACUUCGGAGACGGUGGUGAUCUGGGGGCUGCGCCUCUGGCAGGUGAUUGGUAUCUUUGCCAUCUUUGUCCUGGCAGUCAUUAUCACGCUGUGCUGUAUCUUCAAGUGCCGGAUUCCCCGGACAAGGAAAGAGAUUGAGGCACGAUAUGCUCAACGGCAAGCAGCCAAGACAUAUGCAGACAAACUGGAGACUGUGCCACCGCUCAAUGAGCUGACAGAGAUCCCUGGAGAAGAAAAAAAAGAAGAAGAGGAAGAAGUUCCCACUGUAUCUGGAAAAGUGGACAAGGCUCAGGGAAAGAAAGAUGGAUCCAAAGACUCCAAGAAGAAGGAUGGUGAAAAGGACCAGAAAGAAGAAUCCAAGAAAGAAGGGAAGGAUGGGGCCAAAAAGAAAGAAGGAGAAAAGGGAGAAAAAGGAGAAAAGGGGGAAAAGGGAGAUAAGGGAGAUAAGGGGGGAAAGGAUGCUACUGACAAGAAACAAGGUGGUGGGAAGAAAGGUGAAAAAGAAGGUGAAGAAGCAAAAUCAGGAAAGGCUGGUGGGAAUGCCAAAGGCCCAGCAAAGAAGAAGUGACUUUGCUAAAAGACAGUGCUGGCAGCCUUUCGGGGAGGGCACUGUCAAACUGCUGAUGGUAGAGCAUUGGGAGCAGAUGGGACACGCUGUCUCCACAUACUCAGGCUGUUGAGUGCCACUGGAUGUACAGAUUU